Messenger RNA from Symsagittifera roscoffensis, 2328 nucleotides. Its product is annotated as sodium-dependent lysophosphatidylcholine symporter 1-like. Gene Ontology annotation, molecular function: symporter activity. Gene Ontology annotation, biological process: carbohydrate transport. NCBI's taxonomy places the organism in Eukaryota, Metazoa, Xenacoelomorpha, Acoela, Convolutidae. Gene Ontology annotation, cellular component: plasma membrane. Bases 66 to 1802 code for a protein of 578 amino acids. The transcript has 9 exons. The record is from RefSeq and is a predicted model, not a curated record.
AAACUUAUUAAAUAGAUUUCUGCAAUUUAAGUUUAUCAGAAGCCACGCGACAUUUCUGCAAGAAAAUGGACGAACAAAGGAACGCUGAAACGAAGAAAAACGCGGAUAGACGGCUAACAGUGAAGAAUAAAAUUUCGUUUUCCUUUUGUGGUCCACCGUAUCAACUGACCAACACGGCAAUAGGAUUCUUCUAUCUGGUGUUUCUUCUUGAGGUAGCGCGACUAUCUCCAGUUUUAGUCUCAAUCAUUGUAUUGACAGGUCGUUUUUGGGAUGCGAUUACUGAUCCCAUUGUUGGACACUUAGUGAAUGUAACCCAAAAUCGAGCACCUUCUCUGAAAAAAUGGUGCGCAAUCAAUACUCCAGUGCUAGCAGUCUCAUAUUUUCUUCUUUGGAUUGUGCCACCAGUUCCAGCUGUGCUCAAAUUUGGCUACUACCUUAUCAUUUACAUGGUGUUUCAGACGUCUGUUACUUGCCUGAAUGUUCCCUCGAAUGUGAUGAUUAUGUACAUCACGAAAAAUCACAAGGACAGAAAUAGUGCAACAGCACUAAAAAUGACAAUUGAGUUAUUCUCCAUUGUCGUGUCAGUCCUGGUACAGAAUCUGACCAUUCUCUUCUUGAGCGAGAGUGAAGCUGACGAUUGCGGAAAGUCACAGAGUCUAGAAUUAAAUCAUACUUCUUCAGUAGCUCCUGGAUUCAUAAGCGAGGAUGUGCUUAAUUCCUGGAAAAAGAGCUACUUGAUCGCUGCUUCUAUAAUUACCGUUCUUAUUGUAAUAGCUCUUGUCUCCUUCGUUAUGGGAAAUGACGAGACAAUCAAUUACGAGAGUUCGGAGACAAGACGACGACGCGCACACAGUAUAUCUGGCUCCGCGCAAGUCGAAAUUAAGGAGUCAUUCCGUAGCGCUUUCUGGCUCAUUAUCAACUACAAACCCUUCCAGAUGCUCACAGCAGCCUACCUAUUCCUGGCGCUUUCGCUCCAACUGAUCCAGACCAACUUCGUGUUGUAUUUGAAGAUCGUAUUCGGUCUCAAAGAUGCAUACUACUAUCCUCUAAUUUGUCUCUUGGUCUCCGCGUUCUUAUCAGUUCCAAUUUGGCAAUGCUCAUUACGGUUUAUGUCGAAACGACGAGCAUUUGCCGUGGGAAAUGUUGUUCUAAUGAUACCGAUAGUGGCUAUGUUCUUUCUGCCCGCAACCACCCUACUAUGGCAGGCGUGUGUGUGGUGUGUGUUUGCAGGAGUUGGGGUAGCAAACGCCUACUUACUUCCCUGGUCUAUGCUCCCAGACGUGAUUGCAGAUUACCAUCACACUAGAGGUGCCAGGCACGAUGGCUUAUUCUACGGAGUGUUUGUGUUCUUUACCAAAUUUGCAGUAGGUGUAGCACAAGGAAUCAGCCAGUUGACCUUAUUCUAUGUAGGCUACAAUAACGGAGCUUGUGAGCAGAACCUAAAUGUGUCAACAGCCAUCAGAUAUUUGAUUGCACCUGUGCCCUGUUGUUUUACUGUAGUGUCGGUGUUUUUGUUGUUUUUCUACAAGCUCGAAGCCAUACUGGAAAAAAGCAGUGAAUCAGAUGUGCAGAACCUACCAGAUAACCAAAUUUAUCAUGGGAAAGAAGCUGAAAAAUACCAAGAGUCUAGUAGCGAGGACAAUCUUACGAAAAUUCCCGUGGAUAUAGUUCAUAACCCAACAGGGGACAAACAAGAUGAAGUGUUUGUGCAGGCGAAACGUCCGUCUCUAAAAAGGACGAGGAAAGGCGACUCAGAACUCGGCGUCAAAGAAGGCUCUGUUUUUAAUACUUCUAAUGCGUAAGAGUCAGUGACUGACACUUUUUAAAAUUAAAUUCAUAUUGAAACUAUGCUAAAUACCAAGGGUAGAAAAUAUUUUAGUCAAACAUCUCUUUGAAGGUUAAUGAGCGGGUAAUAUUUUCUGCCGAAAGUCUUGAAGACUAUCUUUUUGCACCUGGAUUGAGUUCGCUUUUCCAGUAUCAUCAUGGAAUCUCUACUUUUCUCCUGAAGUUUGAUCUCAUUUCGAUGUCUUAAUUCUGUAUUAAUGCCUUGCUAGUUAUUGAUAUUGAUAGGUUUGUUAUAAGUUACCAUGCCAAAUUUAGUUUAGUUUGACUCUGCUUGCAAUAGUUACUAUUUCAUAACUUUUUGUGGUAUUGCUCACUGAUGUAUUCAGCAAUACUUCAUCUGCCGCUUGCUCAAUGGUCACAGAAAUUUACUGGUGUCAAUUUUUCAAUUUUAUUUAAUGCUUCAAAAGUUGUAUUGUAUCUUGUUUCACACCCCACCCCACCCCCCCUCCCCCUAUUGCAAAAGGGGUGAACUCGUUACAAGGU